This is a messenger RNA of Pleuronectes platessa (European plaice), 3539 nucleotides long. Its product is annotated as WAS/WASL-interacting protein family member 2. The transcript is spliced from 8 exons. Gene Ontology annotation, molecular function: actin binding. Bases 1 to 1419 code for a protein of 472 amino acids. Lineage: Eukaryota; Metazoa; Chordata; Actinopteri; Pleuronectiformes; Pleuronectidae. The record is from RefSeq and is a predicted model, not a curated record.
AUGGUGCCAGCGCACGGGACGAAGGGGAACAUGGCCGCCGCUAGACGUGCCAACAGAGGGACAGGAUGCCCAUUCCUCCCCCUCCCCCCCCCACCCCCGGGGCCGCCGCCCCCACCCACCUUCCAUGAGGCGAACACGACUGCUCCCAAGCUGAGCUCAUCCGGGGCUAAAGGCAGAGGAGCGCUGCUGACCGACAUCUGCAAAGGAGCCAAGCUGAAGAAGGUCGGUGUGGUCAGUGACCGGAGUGCCCCCGUUAUAGAGAAAUCAGGAGGAAGUGGCGGAGGAGGAGGAGGAGGAGGAGGCGGAGCCCCAAUGGGGAUGGGGGGGCUUUUCCAAGGUGGUGUGCCAAAAUUACGUCCAGUUGGAGAUGGCUCAGCAGGGGGUUCAGUAGGCAGGUCUGCACUGAGGCCCCCGGGGGCCCGGUCCGCGGCCCCUCGCCCCCCAGCCGGCCGCUCCAGUUCACCCUCCCCACCAAACAAGCCCUCUCCACCGGAGCACCAGCGCUCCCACCGCCCCUCCCUCCCCGACAUCUCCCGUCCCGCCAGCAGCGGCUCGUCCACAGGCGGCGGGAUGAAGCACAGCACCUCCGCCCCGCCCCCUCCUCCACCCUUCAACAGGGUCGGCCGUGGGAAUGCUCCGCCCACCCCCAACCAGAAAGCACCUUCCUCAUCCUCUCAUAGCAGAGAGAAGCCCCUCCCCCCUACGCCCAACAGAGGUCCCACACCCCCCAGCUCGGUGAAGCCGCCAUCUUCCAGCAGACCUCCAACCGGGGGCUCCUCUGCUCCUCCGCCUCCCCCGCCCUACAGACCACACACCUCAGUCUCCAACGGGCCUUCCCACGUAGACGGGGGCGGAGCUCCGGAGCUGCCACAGAGACACAACUCGCUGCACAAAAAACACACUUCAGGAGGCGGCAACCAAGGACGAAGCCACGCGCCUCCACCUCCUCCUUCUCCGUCUCCAUCUUCUCAGCCGGUCCCGAGACCUCCACCACCUGCCAGAGAGCCGCCUGGACGCAGAGCAGCUCCCCAGGUUCCUCCUUCCGGGUCUCGUAACGGAGGUCGGGACGCUCCUCCUCCACCCCCCCCGUACCGUGUCAACAGCUCUGCGAUCUCAGAGUCCCUCAACCGAGUGGGAAAACCUCCUCCUCCCUCCUCCUCCUCCUCCUCCAUCUCCUCCUCCACCUCCUCCCGCACCCCGGCCGGACCUCCUCCACCUCCACCGCCCAUCAGGAACGGCCACUCCAACUUCUCCUCUUCCAAGUCCAUCAUAGAUGAUUUUGAAUCCAAGUUCAACUUCCACCCGAUGGAAGAGCUUCCACCUCCGGAGGAGUACAGGCACUUCAACAAGGUCUACCCCAGCAGAAACAACAAGGGCAUGAUGAGAGGAGCCCCUCCAGCGCCGCCGGUCGGGAGGUGAACGGGCCUCAGCUCAGGACUUGAACUCUCAGUCAGCCGACUCGGUGGACGGUCAGGAGGGAGUGGUGAAGACGCACUCCAAUCACAAACACGCUCGACACUAAACACACACACUAAACACACAACUUCACUAACAUCAAACCACCAGCCAGAAGCACAGUGGCCAAAAGAGUGAACACUACCACAGCACGCAGGUGGGACACGACUCGGAGUCACUUUCUCACUUUGCACGAGAGAAUCACAAACACUCGGAGACGAGAAGCCGUCUCCAGCCUCACGACUGAGACACCUGGACUUCCUGCUGACCGGAAGCAGAAGCCUCUGUUCCACACCACAGAUCAGGACCCAACUCCCAACGCUUCCACUCUGUGCAUUCCACCUUUUUAAAAUGCAUAUUCAUGAUGACAAUGCUGAUUUUCAUAACUCUGAAUAACAUCUUUUGUUUUGUUUAUUUAAUUGUUUUUCUGGUGUCAGAAUUAAUUUGCGAGGGAGAGAAAGAAAGAAUCAACGCUACGAAUGGAAACUGAGUUUUCAUCAAAUGAAUCCCACUGAGGUGUUGAAGCAGAACUGAUGAGGGGCUGAUUGAUGCUUUUAUUUUGGAGGGGUGGGGGGGAUUUGUCUGAGUCAUUCCAGCUGUGCAGGUGAGGCUGCGUUUAGAUCCUCUCGUGUCAGAGGCCAAAAGCAGGUGAAGUCAGGUGAGCUGCAGAGAGAGGAAUGUCUCCACACUGGUUUUCUAUAGAAAGAUCAUUUCUUCUGGAUCGUGGACGAGAUGAAUCACGGGAACAUUCAGCCUCGCUGCUGGUUCACUGUCACGUUCAGAUCGGGUCGGUUUCCUGCUUCUCUUCUUCCUCAUCUCUCCUUCAUCUGGGGACGUUUUUAUUUCCAUCUUCACUCGAUGUUGCACAGGAGCUGAUCUGCUCCACUGAGACACUGUGCACGAGGCUCAUUCAUGCACGUGACACAUCAGGAUCCCGUUCACAUUGAUGUGAAACAGGAGGAAGCUGAUGUGUGCGACCAGCUGUCGUUCACGUAGCCAGCGUCUCUCUCUGGGUCCGAGGCUGAAUUGUUCUUUGCUCUUCUGGACCGUGUCUUGAUGAUAUUUAGCUGCAGAGUUGUGGAGGAGCUGAUCAGGGAUCAGUUAUCACUUUCUGUGGAUUUCCUCUUCCAGGGAAGUCCGUGUUAGAUCUCCACUGUGUUCAGAAUCCCCAGUUGGACCUUGCUGCUGGUGGCCAGUGGGAGAAGCACGACGUGGCCACAGGAGGCGCUGUUGGGAAGUUGCUCUGCAGUUUGUACAGAUUGGAGCUGGGAGCAGCGAACCAGAAACAAGAGGAACACUUCAGGGCCAGAUGUUUGAAGAACAUGGAGCUUCUUCACUACACUUUGCUUUUAGCUUGACUUUAAAACACUAAUGACAUAUUCAAAGAGACCAAGCAGGAGAAGUGACCACGAAGAAGAGCUUGUUCAGGGCCGACUCUCCGUUCUCAGCCACGUGGCGCCCCCUGCUGGUCUUUGCCUUACACACAUCUGUUGUCUCUCUCCGCGGUACCAGUGCUUUUAUUCAGAUUUAUUUUUUCUUAGGGGGAAGAUGAUGACGUCAGAGUAAAUAAGAAACGAGUAUAUUUGAAAAUGCAAUAAAUAUUGUGUAUUUACAUAAUGGAAUAUGUUAAUCAUAGUUGUUGAUCUAUUUUGAUGUUGUAAAAAGGUUGUAAUAUAGGAAAGAGAGAUGGUGAAGAGUUGAACAUUGAGCAGACUCUCUGGAUGUGUGACCACAUGAGGGUGAAGGAGCUGAACGGACGUGUGACACUUUGUCAACAACAAUAAACUUUGGGGAUCAUGUUUCUUUACAAACAACAACAUCCAGCCGGCGGGUGAACGAGGGAACCUGGUGGCUGAUGGACACGAGAAACACAAAGGACAAAUGAAAGUCCACUUCCUGUCCAGCGUGUGCGUUCACCUUGACCCACAGGUGAGGCGUCACGCUGGUCUCCUCAGGUUCUCACCUUGUCUCUACUCUAACAAGAAGAAACCAACCUGUGGUCAUUUCAUGUUAACCAACCCUUGUUUUUAUCAUUUGAAAUAAAUUCAAAUAAAUGUCUUCCUGUCGGGGAAAAGGGAACCUGA